Messenger RNA from Lagopus leucura (white-tailed ptarmigan), 653 nucleotides. Its product is annotated as protocadherin-9-like. The transcript is spliced from 3 exons. Bases 19 to 348 code for a protein of 109 amino acids. The record is from RefSeq and is a predicted model, not a curated record. Lineage: Eukaryota; Metazoa; Chordata; Aves; Galliformes; Phasianidae.
CUUCGCAAGCCAUUUACUAUGGAAGGUUCAAGCUAUGAACUGGAACAAGAACUCGUUCCUCAGUAUACUUCAUCAGCUAUUGAAGUAAAUCUCCAGAAAGCCCUGGCUGAGGCCUCUGAAACCUGCACGCAGGAGUGUCUCAUCCUGGGCCAUUCUGACAACUGCUGGAUGCCACCUUCUUUGACACAGUAUCAACAAUCCAACACACCUUUGCCAUCAUUUGGCUUCCAGCAAAGCUGGGGCCGAGGAGCCAGGUCUGAUGGACGACACACUCUUGGGAGGCCCCUUCCAAAGGAUGACACUGACAAAGGCCAAGAGCUUGCUUUGGCUACUGUUCCUGUUAGUUGAAAAUUACAUGGGCACUGCUGAAAUCAGUAGGAAACUGGGGUAGUUUUUUGGCUGAUGUCUUAUUGUGGCUUUAAGCUACUGGUGUUUAAAAUAUUAUAGUGAUGUAUAUGUUUGUUUUACAGCUAUAAUCAAUCACCUAUUGCAAGUGUUCAGUAAAAGGUUAGUGAUAAUAUUAGUUACUUCACCCCAAACUUAGAAGAUAAAGGAGUAGUUGUCAUUGUAGCUUAGUUUAUUAUUAGAGAAUCACAGACAUUUCUCGGCAAAGAAAGAGGAAUCCAGGUAAUGAGUGCUGGAUAACUAUAAUU